Aspergillus calidoustus is the source of this 921-nucleotide messenger RNA. The record is from the annotation of a GenBank genome assembly. Lineage: Eukaryota; Fungi; Ascomycota; Eurotiomycetes; Eurotiales; Aspergillaceae.
AUGUCGAGCGAAGCCGCCCCCAAGCCCCUCCCCUUUGGGUACCAGUUCGUGGCCGGUGCUGUGGCCGGUGUGUCGGAGAUUCUGGUGAUGUACCCAUUGGACGUCGUCAAGACCCGAGUCCAACUUCAACAAGGCACUGGUGCCGCCGGAGAGGAAUUCUACACUGGCAUGUUCGACUGCUUCCGCAAGAUCAUUCGCAAUGAAGGCUUCUCCCGCCUGUACCGCGGAAUCUCCGCGCCCAUCCUAAUGGAAGCGCCCAAGCGCGCGACCAAAUUCGCCGCCAACGACUCCUGGGGCGCCUUCUACCGCAACGCCUUCGGCGCCGAGAAGCAAACGCAGUCCCUCGCGAUCCUCACGGGCGCAACAGCCGGCGCCACCGAGUCCUUCGUCGUCGUCCCCUUUGAGCUCGUCAAGAUCCGCCUGCAGGACCGCGCCUCCGCAGGCAAAUACAACGGCAUGCUCGACGUCGUGCGCAAGAUCGUCGCCGCCGAGGGGCCCCUCGCCCUCUACAACGGCCUCGAAUCCACCCUCUGGCGCCACAUCCUCUGGAACUCGGGUUACUUUGGGUGCAUCUUCCAGGUGCGCGCGCAGAUGCCCGCCGUCGAGCCCGGGAACAAGGCGCAGCAGACGCGCAACGACCUGAUUGCGGGGUCGAUCGGUGGAACGGCGGGUACCAUCCUCAACACGCCCAUGGAUGUCGUCAAGUCGCGCAUCCAGAACUCGCCCAAGGUCCCCGGGCAGACGCCCAAGUAUAACUGGGCCUGGCCCGCGGUCGGGACGGUCAUGAAGGAGGAGGGCUUCGGCGCGCUGUACAAGGGGUUCAUCCCCAAGGUGCUCCGGCUGGGCCCUGGCGGUGGUAUCCUGCUCGUUGUGUUUACUGGCGUGAUGGACUUUUUCCGGACGAUGAGGGGGGAUGUUUAG